Anopheles nili is the source of this 3069-nucleotide messenger RNA. RefSeq lists its product as uncharacterized. The record is from RefSeq and is a predicted model, not a curated record. The transcript is spliced from 8 exons. Bases 1 to 2949 code for a protein of 982 amino acids. Lineage: Eukaryota; Metazoa; Arthropoda; Insecta; Diptera; Culicidae.
AUGUCGACAAGGAAAACUGCCAGCUCGCUGCGUCCUGGAACGAAUCCCAGCUCAUCCAGCCAUCGCUCCGUCCUGCAGGGCACAAAAAACUUCGUGUGGAACCGCGAAGAGGUGUCCUCGAACCUGCCAUAUCACAACCACAACUAUGACAUUCCGUUCAAUCGGCCUCCGAACGAGGUUAAUUUCAUGGGCGGUCUCGGCAGCCGAAAGGCGCACCACCGUUCGAAGCUACACCCACAGCGGUUUUCCACCGUCCAGAAGCUGAUGCGGAUGCGUACGUCCAAUCGGAUCCUCGAAACGCUGACGGAGGACCUCCGCACGGUGAAUCUGUGCCGGCAUCGGGGUGACCGUCGACGUCAAGCACAAGACGUAACGGAGUUCAUCCGCAAGAUGACGGAUGAACUGCAAACGGCCGGAAACGUCGAACACUCGACACCAUCCGACCAAUCGGACGUGCUACGGUGCACCGUGCGCAAGAAACUCACCAACGACGAUUACCGCGAUAUGAUCCGCCGACUCGAUCGCAUCCUGCUCGAGGACGACCGUCCAUCAGCCGGCCCAGACGUAUCCUUUCGUGACUGGGCGCUGCGCGAACGGUACAACUUCCGCAACCGCGGCAACGUGGCGUUGAUGCGACGUGAACGCGAAACCCUCGAAUCGGAACUCUGCUCCUCGGUGGACACACGCUCGCACGAGUACAUCUCCAACGAGGGCCGGCGGGUGACGCGUGUCCACCGGGCAACCCGAAUCCCGCACGUCGAGGGCCACAUGUACGGACCGUUCACGCGACUUCCGGUCGAGGAUCCGCUGCUCGAGAACGAGACGAAGUUUGGCAUCCCGCUCAGCCUGCUGGUGCGGUCGUACCGCGAGAUGGACACCAAGAAGGAAGGUGAGCGUAAUCUAAUCGACACCCGGCUGUCUCACAUGAGGAUUCCGUUGUGCCCGAAAAGCAGCGACUCGUCCGAGGACGAGGACCAGAUGGAGGAGGUCAAGAUCCUCUCCUUCCUGCGGACGCCCUACUUCCCCAUACCGACGAUAAGGCGCCAGAAGAAGCGACGCAAGGACCGGUUGCGGAGUCGCUGGUUGCAGAAGAACCGGCUCAAGCGCAUCACGAUGUUGCUGUACGAUCGGUCGCUUGAGAACAUGCGCGGUGGACGUCGUCGCAAGGGUCGGGUGUCGGAACAGGGACAGGUCAGUGCUUCCCGGGGGUCUAGUGGUGGACGAACGCGUCCCGAAAGGACCUCCGAGGCUGGUGAAGAUCCUCACGGAGAAGCUCAACGGGCUGCUGGGGACGUGAGUGAGAAACGCCAGCGAUACUACCGUUUCAUCGAGGACAAAUCACGUCAGUACCGUCGGGCGUAUGACGAGAGUCUGCAACAGCGGAUGACUAGCUUUCAGGAGUUUAAAACAAGCGAAACGGCUUCCGACACCGAUGCUCGGUCUGAGACGAGCAGGAAGAAGGCACGUCUACAAGGGUUGCGUCUAGAGGAACCAAAAGCACCCACCGAACGGCUUCAGCUCACAUUCCCUCCGAACAGGUUCAAAAGCCUCUCGAAGAAUGACACACGUCGAGGUGCAUUCUACAUCGAUCCGGAGUUCUACGACAAGAUGCGUGACUUCAAGCGAUACAAACAACGCUCGAAGUACUACACCAGCCUGAUGCGAUCACGUGCCGACAUACGCCAACGGCUGCAGGUGAACGGUCCCGAAUUCGAGGAGGAACAAAUCGGUGCCGGUCCAAAGUACUACAGCCGGUUGGCCACCGAAUGGGACGGGUACUACGUGCACGAGCUGCGCUACCGACCACGGGUGCGCAAGUUCUGCCCCAAAACGGACAUCCUUACGAUGCGCGACCAACGGCGCAAGGUGUUCCUGAAGUACUUCAUCGAGGAGAACCUCCUGCAGCGCCGAGCGCGCCAAACUUUGGAGCGACAGUACGCGCGCUGGAUUAGAAACUUCUGCAAGCGCAUUCGGCCUCUGUUCAAAGUUUGGAAGGAGGAAGCGUACUCGAAGCUGGUGACGGCCACCAACCAGGAGAAGGAGGCCACCGAUGAGACGGCUCGGUUGCAAGCGGCACUACAGGACCGCCGGAACCGGACCGACGCCAUUACCGAGCGGAUCCUGCUGCUGGAGGAGCGCUGGACGCGGGUUAUGCAAAUCAGGAACUACUACUACCUGUUGAUGGAUUCGCAGUGGCGUCUCGAGAAUGAUUUCUUUCAUCGUGCUGAGGAUGGAUCGCUGCUUACGGUGCCUGAAAGCAUCCAAAACUGCAAGACGAUCUUCAUACGCACCGAGGGCAACAACAUUGGGACGGAAAUCGCUCAGUUCUACCUGCAACAGACGUUUCCCGCACUGGAACGUCUGCCGGGGUGCGAACCGGACGUCGAGUUGUUGCAGCGUGGGCUAAUGUUGCUGAAUCUACGCACGAUCGAUCUGAUCAGCAAGUACAACCAGAAGCUGAUGGUGUUCAGCAAGAUCGACUACCACUACAAGGACGUGUUGGAGCAGUUCCCACGAUAUUUCACCAACCACCACGAUCUGCUGCAUCUGUACGGGACUAAGAUGGAGUCGAUUCAGCACAAAAACGACCGGUUGAAGGCUCAAUUCCAGCAGUUGCUGGGGUCGCCCCUACAGCAGUCCGUUUUCAAUAAAAUCAUGCGCAUCACAACGUCCGCCGUGGGACAGCUGUAUCUGUUCGUACGCAAGCUUCAACACCGGCAGGUGGAGAUUGUCGAGGUUGAACCAAAAGACAAACUAUCGGCCGUCCACCAGCACGUUAUGGACCUACUGUCGGAGUUGGAUCUGCUCCCGCUGGACGUACUGAAGGAGGCAGAAAAGGAAGCCCGCAAGAACAGGAAGACGCUGUUCCGAGAAGCGAACGAAGCCUGCAAGCGCAAGAUGGUGCUGGAUUUGUUGCGAAAACAGUUGCGUUUCCACGUGCGCAAAUAACCACCAAAAGCUGGUCAACGUAACGAGUUAAACGGGCGAUUAAAUCUUGCUCUGAUGGAGCAACAGAAAACAGCAAUAAUUAGCACUUAGUUUGAAGCAAUAAAGUAAUGCAAACGUUUA